AGCCCAGAUGUGUUUGAAUCCCGUAUGGAAAAAAGAAAUGAUGUGAAAAAGCAGCCCGUGGGAUACUCCAAGCAAGGAGAAUUUAUCAAAUGUAUGGAGGAAAAGGCAGAAGGCACAAAGACAUCAAAGGGAGGUUUCACAAAAGAUAAGACGCUUGAUUCAAUUCUUAAUGUUGAGAUGGUGAAAGAAAAAUCAGCAGAGGAGAUAAAACAGAUUUGGAAUCAGUAUUUUUCUGCAAAAGAUACAGUUUAUGCUGUUAUUCCUGCAGAAAAGUUUGAUUUAAUAUGGAAGAGAGCCCAGAAAUGUCCAUCGUUUCUGUAUGCUUUGCCAAGAAAAGAAGGCUAUGAGUUCUUCGUGGGGCAGUGGUCAGGAACAGAAUUGCACUUCACUUCCCUCAUAAACAUUCAGACUCAAGGUGAAACUGCUCCCAGCCAGUUGGUCUUGUACCAUUAUCCUGAGCUGCAGGAGGAAAAAGGGAUAGUACUAAUGACAGCAGAAAUGGACUCAAAGUUCUUGGUGGUCCAUGAAGCACAGUGCUUGGCGAAUCAGGUGCAGCUUUUCUAUGCGACGGAUCGUUCCGAGACCUACGAAUUAGUGGAGACCUUCAACCACAGAUCUAGUGAAUUUAAAUAUAUGUCAGUUAUAGCAGAGCUUGAGCAAAGCGGACUUGGACGAGAACUGAGACCUGCUCCGGUUUCUGACAAGUCGUAGAGGGCGAAGAGGGCCAACGGCAGGCAGGGGGUUUCCUAGAUGGAGCGGUCCUGUCUCUUGUUUUAGGUAUUUGGUUUGGCUACAGAAAGGAUCUGGGGACAUCCUGGGAGUGCGAUAGUCAAAGCUGUCUGGCACUGAUGCAAGAUGAGGAAUUAGGCCAUUUGAAUGAUAAUAACUAAUUGCCAAAAACGGAGCCCUGUACUUCAGUGUAACUUUAUCAGUAUGAGCCAUUUGCCUGUCCUGUAACUCACUGCUGCAGGUUGUAUUUUUGAAAUCUGAAAUAAAGUGACAGAAGGGGA
This is a messenger RNA of Charadrius vociferus (killdeer), 1010 nucleotides long. RefSeq names its product ATP synthase mitochondrial F1 complex assembly factor 1 (gene ATPAF1). The coding region runs from base 25 to 711 and encodes 228 amino acids. Gene Ontology annotation, cellular component: mitochondrion. The record is from RefSeq and is a predicted model, not a curated record. The transcript is spliced from 8 exons. Lineage: Eukaryota; Metazoa; Chordata; Aves; Charadriiformes; Charadriidae. Gene Ontology annotation, biological process: mitochondrial proton-transporting ATP synthase complex assembly.